Molecule: messenger RNA, 618 nt
Organism: Dreissena polymorpha
Lineage: Eukaryota; Metazoa; Mollusca; Bivalvia; Myida; Dreissenidae
Exons: 4
Coding region: 52-396 (114 amino acids)
Source: RefSeq, a predicted model, not a curated record
AGGUAACUGUGCUGUUACUCGCAAUACAUUGCUGCGGACAUACCUGUUAGGAUGAAGAUCGUUCUUGCUGCUUGUUUAGCCUUUGCGGUCGUUUGGGGACAAGGACGGAGCGAAAAAGCAGAUGAACUUGAAAAAGCUGAACUACUUGAUGCAGCGAAUAGAGCGCAACAGUAUCCCAAGCCAAAAGUAAGGAGUUCAGAACAAGACUUCUGUGACGUCAUCUGCGAGGAAGCAGACGAACAAGAGAUGGAGGCUUGUGUCCUAUGGUGUGAGCUUGAGCUUGAUCACGCGGUUAAACAGAGAGAAAGCAGUGGAAAUUACAAAAGAGGGUUUAGAAUCCGUUGGCCAGCCCCCAGAAUUCGUGUACCAGCUCCCGAUAUCAGGUUUAGAAAGUAAACAAACCGGCGAGAAAACAACAAACCAGCAUGCACAGCUACCUAUAUAACUCUUAUGAUAGUAAAACAUAUGUAAAAGCUUUUGUAAACUGUUCACUUUGAAUGGGAGAAAAUAAAUGAUGACAAUUCUUUUUCCAACGCCAACUUAUUCUCAUUUUUUCACUAGAGCAAAAAUAAAAAAUAAAAAUAUGUUUUAAUGUAUGUUGUAUUAUGUUUCAAUCUG